AUGAUGAUGAUGAACCGAGUACGGGUAAUUUCAUUAGAAACGCUCUUCAAACCGAAACACAAUAAUACUUGCAAAGCUCCUUCAAGACAGAAGAAGAUAAACUACAAACGGAUAAACACAAAGGAAAUUAAAAUUGAUGUGGAACCAGGAAGCUUUUUUCAACGCCUAACUGGCGGCGUGAAAACUGGAGUUAUUCUGAAAGAUGUAUCGUUUAUUACGCACAGCGGAGAGGUUACCGCUGUUCUGGGAUCCAAAGGAAGUGGAAAACGUGCUCUUCUUGACGUGAUCAGCUGCCGCGUGCCAUCAAAAGGCCACAUUCUCCUCGAGGGUGUUCCACUGGAAGAAGAUCAGUUCAGGAACUCUUGUGCCCUCGUCCGACACUCCACGAAGCUGCUUCCAGGGCUGAGCGUGCAGCAGACACUGUCGCUGUCACUUACUAAAGUAUCCGGAUAUUUAAAGUCGUCGAAAGUAAAACAAGUGAUGGCAGAUCUAGCAUUAUCACAGGUCGCACACAAAUGCGUCACAAGUUUAACGAAAAGUGAAUAUAGAAGAUUGGUGAUUGGAGUUCAACUGAUACGAGAUCCAAUAAUAUUGCUGUUGGAUGAACCCACAUGGGAUCUGGACCCUCUCAACACUUACCUGGUUAUAUCAAUCCUUUCAAAUGUUGCCAAAAAGUACGGCACAGCCAUUAUUCUAACCAUGGAGAAGCCAAGAUCAGAUGUGUUCCCGUUUCUGGACCGCGUGGUAUACCUGUGCCUCGGAGACGUGGUGUACGCGGGACCGACGAGGAAUCUUCUCGAUUACUUCGGCAGUAUAGGGUUCCCGUGCCCUCAGCUUGAGAAUCCGCUGAUGUAUUACCUGUGUCUAUCAACGGUAGACAGAAGAUCACGCGAGCGAUUUAUCGAGUCGAACCAUCAGAUAGCAGCCCUGGUGGAGAAGUUUAAGUUGGAGGGGCAAAACAUAAUGCAGGGACACCCUAACGAGCACAGUCGCAUUAUUAACCCGAACAAGAUGCAAAUGAACUAUGAGAAGCCAGGCGGUGUUAAGAUCAUAUGGAUGUUAUACUUGAGAAUCCUGGCAUCAAUAUUUAAUGCAAAAAAGAAUGGAAUCAAGCAGAUGUCAAUGAGGCUGUUAUCACUUCCCAUUUACUUUGCGAUCCUGUGGAUCUUCUACAAUGAUGCGAAGGACUUCCAAAGAGCGUUUAUAACGAAGAGUGGUCUCAUUUUCAACGCUAUGGUGGGGACCUAUUUCAUAAGUAUUAUGAACACAAUUUGUUUAUAUGGCCCAUACAGAACCCGAUACUACCAGGAGUCUCAGGAAGGACUGUACAGCGGAGCUAGCCUCCUGCUCGCGUGGAACUUGGUGUCUCUGCCGUUCUCCUUCAUCACCACAUUCGCUUCAGCUGCUAUUAUUUACCCGAUACUGGGUGACAUCACGGAGAGUCUAGACUACAUAUACUUCGCUCUGGUGCUCUGGUCUUGCUACAUCUACGCGGAGCAACAGGCGCUGGCCAUCAUGAUGGUGGUUAAGAACGGCCUUAUCGCAUCCGUCAUCAAUAUUUACAUCACUUGUAUCUAUGUUAUGCUGGCCAGCGGCGUUUUAAGAUCCUACAAAGGCUACGAAGAAUGGCUCUUCUAUCUCACCUACAUAACCCAUACACGAUAUGCAUCAAUAUUCCUUCACCGAAACAUAUUCAAGCAGCCGACGUUUAACAUUCUACCGUACAGUGAAGAAGACAACUGCACCUCCAUAACGAACCUCAUCCAAACCACAGCAAACUUGAACACCAAUUCCAACGCCAACUGCAGAUACGCGAGUGGAAAAGCAUUUCUGACUGAGAGAUUUACCGCGAAAAACUUCGCUGGGGAUAUUUAUUUGGCAGGAGACUUCAACCCGGAUUUCAAUUUAGGAGUUUCGUUUGCCUUCUCAUUAGGAAUCAUGGUUCUUAAUAAGUUUCUGUACUUAUUACCAUUACCUGGUUAUAUUGUUGAUAAGUUUAGGGAAUAGGAAUUGGUAACUCCGUUUUUUUUUAUAAAAAACGAAGAACUACCUCUAAGUUUUUAGUUCUUAACUAAAAGCGAAUUAAAACGUAAUAAAAUAUUAUGAUGCGUAGUCGCCAACAUGGACUUGGAGUUUACCAACAUAAAAUAAAAUAUCUCAACCUACUACUGUACCUAAAUAUAAAAAAAAAACUAACCUAUAUGUCUACUAUGAUUCAUAGACAUAGUUAAAAAGAUAAUUUCCUCCACUUUCAGAUUGUCUUCAACAUUCUUAUGAAUAGGUUAGAUAAUUUAUACGUCUAAAUAGAGAGAGGGAGAGUUAAUAAACGGCCUACUGUCAUGAGUUAUGACAGUAGGCCGUUUAUUACCUUAGUGUCAUGUCUGUGUCUGACACUAGCGGUACACCAGUCAAUAAAUAUAAUAUAAUGGACGUAGUUCCUGAAAAACGUUCCAAACCACAAACAUCACAUUUUAAGGAAUUCGUGUUUAAAGUUUAAUAAAUAUUAGUGUAUUCCAUACAUGUGGGUUGGGCUAUUAAGUCGUGAUGUCAUUUAAAGAGUGACAGUAGGGCUGCCAUUUUUUGUCAGUCCGUUUAUAUGAAUUACAUGACCAGUUUUAUGUUCUUAACUCAAUUUCAACACGAUUAUGUUUUGGAACGGUUUUAUGGAAUGACCUCCUAUUAUAAAGUACAUAUACAACGGAGCAUCGAUCAUCCGAAUGUCGCUCAACCGAACAACCGCUUCUCCGAACUACUACGCUCGAACGACCCGCGCGUGCUUUUCUCAGCCGCCCCCGCAAAUGCGCGCGCAUUUAUUUGCGUCUUGUUACGAUACUCGUCACUUCCAAGUAACCGCUACUCGACAAUCAAAAAGCCACAUGAAAGUAAACUCUCGAUUUAAAAUGCCUAAACGAUCGACGAUGAAGAUCCCGGGUACCAAAUUAUGCAGGAUUUUAAGCCUCAUGACUAAUAAGGCUGACGCCACCGCGAGCACUUCAUCAACUACAAUUUCAGUUAAUGGAGAUGAAAAUAUAAUUGUUGCUUCUGAAGCGUUUACUUAUUUAGAUAUUGUGUUGCGUUGGUUUGAAAAAAGGUAAGUGACCUAGCCGCUAGUAAGCGGGUAGGCUUGCUUCGGCAGACGUAGAUUGGAGAUUUUUUUAAGCGUUAAUUGUAUAGGUACAAUUUACUAGGGUACAAACAUGUACUAGGGUACAAACAUGUUUUACUACAAAAUUUUUCGCACAUUUCUUUGUUUAAUUCGUAAUUGUCAUUAAAGAUAUGAAUGUAAAUAUUAUUAUCAUUCACCUGUACGCAAAAUAUGUAUAUCUGUGUCAAUAUACAUAUAGGAAGUUCGAUUAUCCGAAAAUACCGGCUUUCCGAACACCCAUGUCCCCCAUUUAGAUCGGAUAAUCGACGCUCUACUGUGCACUAAAUCUACAAGUAAUUUCCCCGUUCAUUCACAACUAAAGGUUUUAUCUCAAAAUUGCCUAUCAGCCAUUAAGUUGGCAUAGCAACAUCCCAUUCUGCACGAACGCACGCCAAGUAAGGGAAGAUAUUAAGUAGUAGGAUUUAUAAAAUAAUAAUUAUUUACAAAAAUAAAACACUUAAAUUUUUAUAUGUAUAUUUGUUACAAUAUUUUAUAAAAUAAAAAUACUUAAUCAUCUUAAUGAUCACUUCAUAAUUUUUAUAGACCAAAAUCAAAAUAUAAGACUAUUAAUUUUCGUCCAAACAUGGGCCAUAGACAUUAUGUGCAAGCAGUUCAAUCAAACCACUCUAAUAUCAACUAUAGCGAUUGCUUAGCGAACCAAGAAGUUUGCUUUUUUACUUCCCAUGUUUAGACAUGUUAAAUAUAAGUUGAGGUGUGGCAUAAAAAAAAGAUAUAUUAUAAAUGAAUAUUAGCUAAUUGAAAUGCAGUUUUCAUCAAAAUUCUUCAUAAUUAUUUAUCUGUAAUCGUUUUUUUUAUAAAAUGGUAUGUAAGGCUUCAGAAUGUCAAAACUGCCUCCAUUUAUGUGCAAACUUACACUUGACAUAGUAUAUAGUUUUCCUUAGAUCAUUUAUACAUCUAGAUUUAUCUAUUUCUAUUGUUUACGAUGAAGGUGUGAAAACGUCGAAAAAAUUUAGUUUAGAACUAACCUCUAUUUUGAGCAAUGCACACACACACAAAGUGUCAUACAAAUCGCAAGUGUAAGAUGUAGCUUGUCACACACACUAAACUAAUAUUCCUGGCCUGUUUUUAUUGGUUGUCUAACAGCGAGAGACUCUAUUUAGAUGUACAAAUUAUAUAAGGGGCUUUCUUUAAUAAUGUAUUCUCAAUCAUAGUGAAAGCAAUAAUAUUUUCACACAAAAUUUCAAUAUUUUAUUGGUAAGUGAAUAUUCCCGAUUGUGAGUCAUGUUCAUUGUCUGAUGCUACUGCUAUCUCCUCAGCUGAAACAUUUAAUUAUAGAAUUAUUUAUAGAAAUUUAUUAUGACAGAAUAAUAAUUAAAUAUUAAUUAAUAUACUUACUUCCAUACAA
Messenger RNA from Leptidea sinapis, 4511 nucleotides. RefSeq names its product ATP-binding cassette sub-family G member 5. The transcript has 14 exons. Gene Ontology annotation, molecular function: ATP hydrolysis activity; ATP binding. Lineage: Eukaryota; Metazoa; Arthropoda; Insecta; Lepidoptera; Pieridae. Gene Ontology annotation, cellular component: plasma membrane. The record is from RefSeq and is a predicted model, not a curated record. Bases 1 to 2007 code for a protein of 668 amino acids.